Messenger RNA from Diuraphis noxia (Russian wheat aphid), 795 nucleotides. RefSeq lists its product as uncharacterized. NCBI's taxonomy places the organism in Eukaryota, Metazoa, Arthropoda, Insecta, Hemiptera, Aphididae. The record is from RefSeq and is a predicted model, not a curated record.
AUGUCUCUUCAAAGUUCUCYCAACCCGGAUUACUGGUUUUUGACAAUAACUAUUGCUGGAGACAGUCCAAUAUAUCGCAGCACCCGCGCGUGUAGCCACGAAGAAAAGUUAGUCCCAUAUGCCGUUGAAAGGAAGGUACCAUACCCAGUAAGGUAUGACGUUCCAGUUAAAGUUCCAGUUCCAGUAGAAGUUAAAGUUCCAGUAUCUGUGGACAGACCAGUCCCAUAUCCAGUAGAAAAGAGGGUGCCAUAUCCAGUUCAAGUUCCUGUUGAAGUUAAGGUCCCAGUCCCGGUUGCAGCCCCGGCUCAACGUUUUGCCACUGUCCACUAUUAUCAACAAUCUCCGGUCGCUUUAGGAUAUGAAUCUAGUGCUCUUUAUGGCCAAUCUGGUUACAAAGCUUUCUCAUCUGGUUUAGCUCAAGGUUCUGGAAGUGCAUUCUACAGCUCUACUCCAGCGCCUGCUAGUGCAUUCUACAGCUCUACUCCAGCGUCUGUUGGUGCAUUCUACAGCUCUACGGCUAGUCCAAUAAGCACAUACAGUUCAACUGUCAGCCCAGCUGGAUUCUACGGCUCAAAUGUCGUCCAAGAAGGUUUCGUUAGUUCAUCUGCAGCUCCAUACAAUUUCGGUCAACAAUCUUUCUUCGGAUCUUCGACACCAGCUCCAUUCAACACUGUUUCUGCUGAUUUAGCCUCAUCUGAAUUAAAGUCCACUAGCAUUGGAUCUGCCAGUCUAGAUUCGGUCGCAAUUGGAAGUGCAUCUUUGAAAGAUAACAACUUUGACGUUGUCAAGAAAUAA